Rodentolepis nana is the source of this 309-nucleotide messenger RNA. Lineage: Eukaryota; Metazoa; Platyhelminthes; Cestoda; Cyclophyllidea; Hymenolepididae. The record is from the annotation of a GenBank genome assembly.
GAUGAAGCUCAUCAUCCAUUGAAAGAGCUGAACAAAUUUGGUCUCACUCAAAAUGUAACGACGCUUCUUGCUUGGAGUUCAUUGGAGGCAGCUCGUUACGUUGAGUGCUUCAAGGCGCUGGUCAAUAAACCGCCUGAGGAGCUCCAGUCGGAAGCCGCAACUGCGUCAAUUCAGAAAGACCAUUUGACCCUUGCGACAGAUUUAUUGACCUCACUUCGGGUCGUCUCACGGACCGAUGCUAUCACGUUACUUUCACGAUUUGGGAAUGAUGUUAUUGCAGAGGCAAAUCCGAAAUUGGGUCUGCGGUGA